This is a messenger RNA of Schizosaccharomyces octosporus yFS286, 1835 nucleotides long. Its product is annotated as ran GDP/GTP exchange factor. The transcript has 3 exons. Lineage: Eukaryota; Fungi; Ascomycota; Schizosaccharomycetes; Schizosaccharomycetales; Schizosaccharomycetaceae. The record is from RefSeq and is a predicted model, not a curated record. Gene Ontology annotation, molecular function: guanyl-nucleotide exchange factor activity. Bases 153 to 1805 code for a protein of 550 amino acids. Gene Ontology annotation, cellular component: cytoplasm.
UGAGUCUUAAGCUCAAUUUCAUGACUUCAUUAUUUGGGAGAAAACAUUUCGACCUAAAUCAAAACGAAAAAAAGCAGUAAUUCGUGGAUUGCUCGUUUUCAUUCUUUAAGCAAUAAUCCUCUAAAAUUCUUAUUGGAGUGAAUUACUACAAAAUGUCAGAAACUAGAGUUACUAGAAGGUCACAGAGGCAACAGGAAGCUACGGGGAAUGGUUUGAAUAAGCGUGAGCUUGAAGACCAUGAAGCUCCUGUUUCGACCAAACCAUCAAAAAAGCGAGUCAAGGUUUCUAGCGGUCCUAAACCAGUAAGGACUACCGGAAAAAAAAUAAACAGCAUUCCUUCUCUUCCUACCGAGUUGUUAGACGUUUUUGUUUUUGGCACUGGUUCCAUGAAUGAACUCGGCAUGGGUGAUUUAGAAGUCGACGUUGCUUAUCGACCACGUCUUAACCCAAAUUUACCAAGAGAUAAAAUUGGUGUGGUUGAUUUGGCAGUUGGUGGAAUGCACUCAGCUGUACUUUCUCAUGACGGCCGCGUUUUUACAUGGGGUGUUAACGAUGACUUUGCCUUGGGUCGUGCUACGAAAAACCAAACUGACGCAGAAGGAAAUGCAAUUGACAAUGAUUUGUUAGAAGGAACCCCUAAUCAAGUUACUGGUGCCAUUGAGCGCCUGAAAGUCACUAAAGUUUGUUGCAGCGAUAAUCUUACUACUGUUGUCACAGAAAAUGGCAGCUGCUUCAGUUGGGGUACUUUCCGUUGUUCCGAUGGUGUUUUAGGGUUCAACGCUACCACUAAACGUGCCCCAGAACCUGUUCAAAUGCCUCUUCCUGAAGUUGCCCAAGUUGCUGCUGGAACUGAUCACAUUCUUGCCUUGACAACAACCGGAAGAGUAUACACUUGGGGAAAUGGCCAGCAGUGUCAACUUGGAAGGCGCAUGAUGGAUCGUCGUCGACUUCAGGGCUUGAAGCCAGAGCCUCUUGCCCUAAAAAAUAUAGUGGCCGUUGGUGCCGGGGCUUAUCAUUCCUUUGCCAUAAAUAAUAAGGGAAAAGUUUAUGCAUGGGGUUUAAACAUGACAAAGCAAUGCGGUAUUGUCGAUGAAGAAGAAGAAGAAGAAGGUAUUGUUACCAAACCUACUUUAGUAGAGGCGUUGGAACCUUAUAAAGUGAAAGCAAUUACUGGUGGUGAACAUCAUACCCUUGCAUUAUUAGAAGAUGGACGAGUAUUGGCUUGGGGUCGUCAUGAUCGUCAUCAGCUUGGUAUACCCGAUGAUGCAUUGCCUGAAUCGCUUACCAAAGACGAAAAGGGCUACAAUUAUACUGUUUCCACCCCUACUAUCAUUCCUGGCAUUUCAAAUGUUAUACAAAUAUGCUGCGGUACUCACCAUAGUUUGGCAGUUACCAAUGAUGGUAAGCUUUAUUCAUGGGGAUCGUCUGAGAAUUAUGAGGUUGGCCAAGGUGACACUGAUGAAGAGAUUCAAGUUCCUACACUUGUUCGCUCUAAGGCUAUUAAGACCGCUAGUGUCCGUGUAGCAGGUGCUGGCGGUCAAUUUUCGGUAGCCGCUGGUGUUCCCGGUGAAUUGGAUACAGAAUCUUCUGAAACUGGAGUAAAGACUGAAAAUGAAGUUAAAUCAGAAGAAAAAGAUACUUCUGCUCCAUUAAAGCAAGAAAAUGAAGAAUCGAAGCCUGUUACGACUGAGUCUACGGAAAUGCAGAUUGACCAGCAACCACCUACCGCCGAAGACCAAACAACUAUACAGAGUACUGAAGAAAAAAAGGAAUCUGCUGAAGAACAGGAAUCUACGUCUACUUAAUAUUGAUUCAUCUAUAUUUUAAACUAAAAA